AUGUUUAGAGAAAUUGAAUUAGCCUACAUUUAUGCUUUAACCUAUCUGGAGUAAUCAACAUCAAUUAAUUAAAUUUUGCUUAUAUUAUGCUUCUUAAUAUAGUUGUUCAUAUUUCAAAUGACCAAUUUAAUUAAUCAGAGAGGAGAAUUGCUUUAAUAAAGAGCAAAGGGUUUAAGUGUCUGGAUUAAAUUGCCAUCUAAACCACUAGGCGACUUUGUUAAUUGGAAUUAUACAUAAGAAAAGUACCCUCCAAAUGUUACCGUCCAAUAUAAUAAUAAUUAUUAUAGGUUGUAGAACUUAUAUAACACAUCACCCCCAGAAGACAUUAAAGCAAUAUUUAUUCAAUUAUUAUUUUACAACAUUUAAAAGACAAAACAAAGAUUGUCCAUUAUCUUGUUCAUAGUGUGUGUCCUGGCUGUCUUGAUUGACAUUGACGCCUUAAUGUUCAAUUUAGAAAUAUAAUACACAAUUAUACCAGAUUCCAGAAAAUGA
Paramecium tetraurelia is the source of this 492-nucleotide messenger RNA. RefSeq lists its product as uncharacterized. The record is from RefSeq and is a predicted model, not a curated record. Lineage: Eukaryota; Ciliophora; Oligohymenophorea; Peniculida; Parameciidae. The transcript has a single exon.